Messenger RNA from Suillus clintonianus, 633 nucleotides. RefSeq lists its product as uncharacterized. The coding region runs from base 152 to 535 and encodes 127 amino acids. NCBI's taxonomy places the organism in Eukaryota, Fungi, Basidiomycota, Agaricomycetes, Boletales, Suillaceae. The record is from RefSeq and is a predicted model, not a curated record. The transcript has 5 exons.
UGAAUAUGAUGCAAUCAUGGGCGAAAUUACGCGAAUUGUACCUUGCGGCACGUCCAUGCACACAUAACGUACCGCCGAAGCUUCUAGUCCGAAGACAGUGAUUCUUUAGAUUAUUUUCGGGUCACAAAAAAAGGUAAUCUCCAAGAACUCCAUGCUGGGUAUAAAAUCAGUCACAUCCUGGCUCUAUUCUUCAAUCGUUCUUUACCCUCGACUUCAACUGUAUACCUGCAUACCUUCCCCCCUGUUCAAUAUGCAGUUCACCCUCUUUGCAUCCCUCGCCAUCCUCUGCAGCGCUGCUCUUGCUGCCCCUUCUGACCGCCGUGGUGGCUCAGAUACCCUGGCUGAAAUCAUUGCCUACGUUGACAAUGACUUGAACGACGUAACUGUCGACGUCCUCAAGCGUGGUGAUACCCUGGCUGAAGUCCUUGCCUACGUGGACCAUGACUUGAACGACGUAACUGUCGACGUCCUCAAGCGUGAUGAUGCUUUGAUCAAAGUAAUCAUGUCCAGGACGAUUUGGAUAAUCUCACCGUAAAGGUUCUCACCGGGCGUGAUGACGCUUUGAUCAAAGUCAUCGCUGGUAUGGUAUUCUUUUCAAUUCACAGUUCGCCGCUGAAGGCUUUCCCAGACGUU